Cyprinodon variegatus (sheepshead minnow) is the source of this 1500-nucleotide messenger RNA. Its product is annotated as GTPase IMAP family member 7-like. The transcript has 5 exons. Bases 1 to 1500 code for a protein of 499 amino acids. The record is from RefSeq and is a predicted model, not a curated record. Gene Ontology annotation, molecular function: GTP binding. NCBI's taxonomy places the organism in Eukaryota, Metazoa, Chordata, Actinopteri, Cyprinodontiformes, Cyprinodontidae.
AUGGACGAGCAACAGGGAAGACCAAAUGAGGCCAACAGCUCUGGAUCAAACUUUACAAAAAAUGAUGACCUCAGGAUUGUGUUGGUGGGGAAGACUGGAACUGGGAAAAGUAGUUCUGGAAACACCAUCCUGGGUCGAGAGUGCUUUAAGACAGACUGCAGCCCAGAAUCAAGCACUAUCAACUGCUCUGUUUGUGACAGUAAUAUAGAUGGACGAGGGGUUGCUGUCAUUGAUACUCCAGAUCUGUUUGACACCAGGUCUAACAAAGACCAAGAAGCUAAAUUCAUGGGUCAGUGCGUCUCUUUCGCUGCCCCUGGACCACAUAUCUUUCUGGUGGUUGUUAAAUUGGGCAGAUUCACAAAAGAGGAAAAACAAGCGGUGCAAAUGAUCCAAGAAAUCUUUGGAAAGGCUGUAGACAGAUACAGCAUGGUUCUCUUUACCCACGGAGACAAGCUUAAAGGCACCAUUGAGGAUUUUAUCUCUAAAAGUCAAGAAUUACAGGAGCUAGUGUCCAGAUGUAAUGACCAAUAUCAUGUUUUCAACAAUAAGCUAAAAGAUAAUAAAGCUCAGGUCACUGAACUGCUCCAGAAGAUUAUGAAAAUUGUUGAAAGGAAUGGAGGAAGUUACUACACCAAUAAAAUGUUCGAAGAGGCUGAGAAAGCAACUGAAGUGGAGAAAAAAAGUAUCCAGAAGGAAAAAGAAGAGAAAAUACUUAAAGAGACAGAUGAAUUGGAGAGAAAAAUUAAAUCAAUUAUUGAAAAAGGGAUGCAGGCGAUGUCUGAGCAACUCUCGAAAGAGAUCAGUGGGCUGAUAAAGGAUAAAAUGGAAAAGGGAGAGGCAGAGAGAACGGAAAGAAACAGACUGAGGGCCAAUCCCUCUAGUGAGCAGACCCAGGACAUCCCCAAACCCCCGGGAUCCGGGACCCCAGGUUCGCCCGACCCCCAGACAGGAUCCCCAGCAAGGCCCCAAAACUACUUUGACACGCCCCUCAUUCUAACCUUCUUUGGGGAGAGCGGAAGUGACAGCCCCACAGCCAGCCCCAGCCAAAACCACGGACCACAUGGCUCACUCUUCCUCCAGGCCCCAGACUCCGGGUGGCAGCCGGGGAACAGGGGUCCCAACAGGCCCCGAGGCACCCCAGCACACCAGAGGCAGGGGCGGACAGCCGGACGCACACCAGCCCAGACCCCAAGCAGUACUCCCCACAGAACCCCAAGCCCCACCGGGGCCCCCGCCCGAGGGCAAUGCGCCCCAGGGAUCCCAGCCCCCGGACCCACCCAGCAGCAGCACCGCUUCCAGGCCAGUAGCCCACGUCCCCCACCACGGAACCCCCCAAGAGCACCGCACGCGGCCACCGUAGGACCCCCCCGAGGCGCCCCAGGCCCCCCAGGACCCAAGAACCCCCGAACCAGCCCCCUGCGCCCCAUAGGACGCGCCCCACAGCCCCCCACUACACUAAGUGAUGGAGCCGAUCAAGGGAGCCAAGAGAGAUUGGUCUGA